Messenger RNA from Frieseomelitta varia, 2898 nucleotides. It is a transcript of the gene stmA, whose product is annotated as protein EFR3 homolog cmp44E. The record is from RefSeq and is a predicted model, not a curated record. Gene Ontology annotation, biological process: protein localization to plasma membrane. Lineage: Eukaryota; Metazoa; Arthropoda; Insecta; Hymenoptera; Apidae. The transcript has 16 exons. Gene Ontology annotation, cellular component: plasma membrane. The coding region runs from base 268 to 2664 and encodes 798 amino acids.
UUAAAUUCAUACGACAAAAUUUUUUCAUUGAAGACGAAUGUAAAAUUCGUGUAUGACAAAAUCUAAAAUAUUUAUUUAUUUGUAACUGAUGCUCGCGUAUAUUCCAAUUACUGCAAAGAUCAAUAGCAGUGCUUCGUAAAAUAAUAAGUCUGCGUACAGCAAAUCGCAGUAGUGAUUUUCGGUAGUGACUAAAAGUACACAUUCUAUUGGUUCUAUCAGUCGAUCGAAGUUUCCUCGAGUGUACAGUACUGAUUCGCUUGUAACGAAAUGUUUGGUUGUUGUUGGUGCUGUUCAGCCUUACGCCCGCGAUAUAAAAGACUUGUUGACAAUAUUUUUCCAGUAAAUCCUCAGGAUGGCUUAGUGAAAAAUAACAUGGAAAAGCUGACCUUCUAUUCACUAAGCAGUCCUGAAAAGCUAGACAGAAUUGGAGAAUAUUUGUUUCAAAGGGCUUCCAGGGACAUUUACAGGAGAAGAAAUGGAUUUGUUGUUAUUGCCAUGGAAGCAAUGGAUCAGCUUCUAGUAGCAUGCCAUGCUCAGACAUUAAACCUGUUUGUUGAGAGUUUUUUAAAGAUGGUGCAGAAAUUGUUGGAAUCUACGGAUCCGCAAUUACAAAUACUGGCAACCCAGUCUUUUGUCCGCUUUGCCAACAUCGAGCAGGAUACGCCGUCUUAUCACACACGUUACGAUUUCUUUGUAUCAAAAUACUCUGCGAUGUGCCACUCGAACCACAAUGACUCUGCAAUCCGCAAACAGAUACGACUUGCUGGAAUUCAGGGAUUACAGGGUGUUGUAAGAAAAACGCUUUCUGAUGAUUUGGUAGAAAACAUUUGGGAACCUGUACACAUGGAUAAAAUUGUUCCUUCGUUGCUGUACAAUAUGCAAAAUUCAAGAUAUUCUAGUAAAGAAGAUGCAACUCCGGAUAGCCCAACUGAAGGACGAUCUGAUCCGCCACAAUUUGCAGAAACUUGUAUGCGAGAACUUGUUGGACGAGCAUCAUUUGGUCAUAUUAAAUGUGUUAUUCGACCUGUUUUAAGACACUUAGAUAAUCAUCAGUUAUGGGUCCCUAAUUAUUUUGCUAUCCAUACAUUUAGGAUAAUUAUGUUUUCCAUUCAGUCACAAUACUCUUACACAGUUGUGGAAGCAUUAAUGACUCAUCUUGAUGAUCAUUCGAAAUCAUCGCCCAAGAUUCGAACGAGUAUCGCAGACACUUUAUCUAAAAUUAUUUCCAUUGCAGCUGGUGAAAGUGUUGGUCCCUCUGUUUUGGAGAUAAUAAAUUCUCUGCUAUCUCAUCUUCGAGUUAGUGUAACAAGAAAUCAAUCUUCGAGCAAUGACGAACAAUUGUAUCAAGAGGCUCUUAUUAAUGCUCUUGGAGAAUUUGCAAAUCAUCUACCAGAUUAUCAGAAAAUAGAAAUUAUGAUGUUCAUAAUGAGCAAAGUUCCAUACAGUCAACCAGAUCGUAUAGUUUCAGUUGGUAAAGGCGAUGUAUUACUCCAAAGUAUUCUUCUAAAAUCUCUUUUAAAAGUUGGCACAAAAUAUCAAACUAUACAUUUGAAUACAACUUUUCCACCAAGUUUUUUGGAGCCAUUAUUAAGAAUGUCACUCGCAGCAGAUGCUGAAAUGCGACUUUUAGUACAAAAAAUCUUUCACACUUUAAUCGACAGACAUCAGAAUAUUAUCAAACUUGCGAGACCUACAGUAAAUGUUGCACAACUUGAUCUUACAAUUGAAAAAGCAUCCCGACCAGACGUGAUCUUUAUUCGUAAACAUGGCCCUGAAAUCUAUUUAGCGUUAUACGAAUCGUUAGAAUUGGCAAGUAAUAAGGUGGAAAACGUAGAAUCUAUAUAUACAACAUUGGCAUUACUUGCCGUGGAAUUGGCUUCUGAAGAAACAGUGUUGGAGUUACUGAGAUUAGUACUGAGUCUUCAAGAUUUAGCUUUAACAAGUAGCCAAAUCAGUGUUUCACUCAAAUUUAAUUUACACGCUAUUGUCAUUAGUUUGCUUGUACUAAUAUCUUACGUUUGUAAUAUUACUUCGCUAAUGGAUUACGCGAGCAAGGUUGUAGAAGUACGACGAAAGGAAGCACCUCAUCUUUUGCCUGAUUUGCAAUCUCAGUAUGAUAUUGGUUUAUCUUCUAGAUUAGCACCCGCUCUAUUAGUUGAUCAAACUGUUUUAAGCGAGUGUUUGAAGGGAGCUGGUCUUGAUAGUGGAAAGCUACAACAAGGAUCUGGUUACAGUAGUAUCUCGCUACAACAUCGACACUCAUGGGUCGACAGUGCUGGGCGAAAUUCGUUAGGCGAUAUUAAUUCUGGUGCUACAGAAUUAGAUAGUGGCGGUUCAUCUCCUGGUGUUCAAAAAAAAUUACCAGGAGAAGAGUUGACUUUUGAAAGUAUGAAACGAAUUUUAACAGAAAAUAACAAUAAUCAUGUCGUGGAAGAAGAGAAACGAUUACAAUUAUCGCACUUGUUUAGAAACGCACCAUUUCAGGAUUUGGUAUCAAAAACACAACCAAAGCAUGAUGUUUUACAAAGUAAACUAUCAGAAAUAUUUAAUACAUUAUCCGUUGAUCCACGAAAUACAAGCCAACCAGGUGGACCACCAACAGAUACUAAACCAAGUCAAGCCCCAGCUUAUGAAAUACAUUUCCCAGAACUAUUUGUUUAUUAAAAUAACGAGUUUUUUGUUUGCUGUGACAUUUUUAUUAAGUUGAACAUUACAGUGGCUAUAUGUCAAUUAUGAUCAAUUUAAUUUAUUUGUACAUUUUAUGUUAAAAAACUGUGGAACAAUAUUUGUACAUACAGUGCAUUUUGAUACCGUUUAAUGCGUAUAAUAUUAAUUACAUUUGUGUAUAUAUGUAUUUUCUUUAUAAAUAAUUAAUAUUUAUUAUAAUUAUUACUACAA